Messenger RNA from Mycena indigotica, 2538 nucleotides. RefSeq lists its product as uncharacterized. The record is from RefSeq and is a predicted model, not a curated record. The transcript is spliced from 4 exons. NCBI's taxonomy places the organism in Eukaryota, Fungi, Basidiomycota, Agaricomycetes, Agaricales, Mycenaceae. The coding region runs from base 1 to 2538 and encodes 845 amino acids.
AUGCAAGACCUACUCAGAACCGCAGAGAAGCAGCUUGAGCUGGUUUGGGGCCGUGUUUCGGAGGCUGAGAAGCACUGUGAUGAUCAGGCGGUGGAGAUACAGUACCUCAAGAAGUCUAUUUGGGCUCUUCAAGGCCGGGAAAAGCGCUACGAUGAGCUGAAGCAACAGUCGGACGUGCAUACAAAAGAAGAAAUCCGCUCUAUCAUGCGGAUUCUCAUCUCCUGUGGCUGUAAACAGGGAUGGGUUGGUGAAGUCGUGCAAUCAGUGGCGGCGGUCUUCGGGAUCAACCUCGAUAGAGCUUUAAGCCGACGAACCGUGGGCCGAAUCUUACUCGAAUCACUUGUCAUGGGACGAAUGCAAAUGGGUUUUGAACUGCAGCAAAACCAAGACGUCACAAUGAGUAGCGACAGUACUUCACGUCGAAAGCUGAACUACCAGGCACACCACUUACAUAUGAAGGCGGCACUUGGAACCGAUGGUGAAGGCAACAUAGUCUUCUCAGAUAAGCCGGUGAAAUGGUUUGCAGGGGUGUUUUCGACCACUGAUCAUAGCACUGCUACAUCCCAUGCGGCAUGGAUGAACCUCUACAACGAGACGAUGUCAACAUACAAUGCUAGCCCACUGGGAAAACGUACCGGGGCUCUCAAUCUUCGGCUGAUGUGUCGGCGAUUACGAGGCAUGUGCGGCGACCAUGCAAAUAAUGAAAAGGCUCUGUCGGAAGAAAUGAAGAAAACAAAGUACGAGGAGCUGCUGUCCAAGAUGGGGGAGAAGCGACUACGAGAACUUGAUGGUCAGAUUGAGGAAAUUGAAGGGUUGAUGCGUCAAUGGACAGAGAAGAAGAUCGCAGACGCAGGUGGCCAACGCAAAUGGGACAAGUUGACAGCAAGUGAUCGCGCGACACGAGAUCUUGCGACAACGACGGCGAUGAUACAGAGUCUUGGGGUUCAAGAGCUGGCUGAGGUGGACGACUCUGAACGACAUCUAUUGACAGUUUGGGUCUGGACGGGUUGCUGCAUGCACAAGGAUCAGAACUCUUUUAAGGGCGGUAACACAGCAAUGACCGCUCACUGGAAGAUUCUUGGCAUUGACGGCCCAAUCCCGCUUGCAAAUAAAGAGAAUGCGAAGGCCAUCCGCAAGAUCCUCCAUCCAGAACGAGGCGACGCGGAGGUAACUGCAGAAGACUUGAAGAAACUCGAAGAUGUUGCAUUUGGCGGCGCAAAGUUGACUGCACUCGCUGGGGCGAUCUUCAAUAAUGCUAUCGAUAAACGAGGCCAAGGAGAUGCUCACCAACUAUUCCUGGAGUAUCAUCUGGAGCUUGACCGUGUGAAGCGCUUCCCGCAGACCAACAACACACGAUUCGGCAGUCACGGCGAUGCGGCGGUGGAGCUGUUGACCCAUCUCGAAACCUAUCGGCAAUGUGGACGAAUAUCGAAAAAAAAUGUCUAUGAUGGGCUGCACGACCCACCAACACUCACCGAACUUGCUGUUCUUGCAGUGUACCAUAUACUCAUCACCGUUCCAUAUAUGCGAAUUGUCCGACAAGACAGUCAUGUUGCGCUCAACGCAAUUGACCUUGGACCUCUCCAUCGUGACAUUCGCGACCACUGCCAACUCCUCAUCGAAAAUCCCGACCUAAUCCUUGACUUUGACGAGCAGCUGUAUCCGCUCGCAACCUUCGAUGGUCGUGAACCUGCCAACCUGACGGUCUUAAGUCAGAUCAAGGCGUUGUCUGAGAUGGGCACCCUCCCGUACCUUGAGGCAAUGCUCGUCACAUUUCUCGAAGGGGCGAUGGCAACCUGGAUACGAUUUUCGUCCGAGUUCGCGCCAGGUGGCAUAAUCGAUGGCCUGUCAGAGGAUGAAAAGGCACGCAUUUGGCUGCCUGCUACCAAUGACCACAAUGAGGGUGCCCUUGGGAGCUAUGUUGUAUGGGCACGCAACAACGCGACAGGCGCGUUACACACCUUCAAUGGGCUGGCAAUGGCCCAGCGCAAUAAUGUUGAUGCAUUUGCCCAGAACUUCUUGACCAAGGAAGACCACCAUUACAUUCUUGCGGCAGCACGACAGUUGGACCAGGAUGGGCUAGAGAGGCGACGACGAGCAAUGCAGAAGGAGUACAACGCAGCCAUGGUGGUCGAGAAGCAACAGACCCAAGCAAAGAAGGUCGCGCGGGAAGAUGAGAUUACGGCGCAACUGAAUUCGACACCGUUCAUCAAGUCUGUGCAAGAUAUCUAUCGCCCAGAGAUGACCAGAGCUCGACUUGACGACCAGCUCGAGAAGAUGCGCAGGAGAUGGAACACAGACAAAAAGAAUCCAAGGAUGUUUAUGCCAAAAGUAAGCCAUAUUCCGUUACAUAUUGAUAAGCAGGAAGCGUUGGCGGCAGCCUUUCCUCUCCAUGAGGCACUGCUAAGAGAGGACGAGGAAGCAGGGGGUCUGUUUGGCGUGCCACUUCGGGCACUAUCAGAGUCGGAUACUGACAUGGAUGAGGACUUUUGGGACCAAGAAGACCAGGAGAUGGAAGAGCCUGAUGGUUUGGUAUAA